GGCAGCAACAAUGGCUUUCUUUGUGAAAAGUAUGAUAAGUAACCAAGUAAAAAAUCUAGGAUUUGGUGGUGGGACUGAAGAAAAGAAAGAAGAAGGAAGCCCCUCGGACCCCGCCGCAGCGCAAGGGAUGACUCGGGAGGAGUACGAGGAGUACCAGAAGCAGAUGGUCGAGGAGAAGAUGGAAAGAGAUGCUGCAUUUACACAAAAGAAAGCAGAGAGGGCAUGUCUCCGAGUCCACCUGAGGGAAAAGUACAGGCUCCCCAAGAGUGAAAUGGACGAGACUCAAAUCCAGUUGGCUGGAGAUGAUGUCGAUUUGCCAGAAGAUCUUCGGAAAAUGGUAGACGAAGAUCAAGAAGAGGAGGAAGAUAAGGAUUCUAUUCUUGCGCAGCUACAGAAUCUCCAGAACAUGGACUUGGAUACCAUCAAAGAAAAGGCCCAGGCCACCUUCACUGAAAUCAAGCAGUCCGCAGAGCAGAAGUGUUCUGUGAUGUGACAGGGAGGGGC
This is a messenger RNA of Perognathus longimembris pacificus (Pacific pocket mouse), 504 nucleotides long. It is a transcript of the gene Cplx4, whose product is annotated as complexin 4. Gene Ontology annotation, cellular component: SNARE complex; terminal bouton. Gene Ontology annotation, biological process: synaptic vesicle exocytosis; neurotransmitter transport; regulation of neurotransmitter secretion. The transcript is spliced from 3 exons. NCBI's taxonomy places the organism in Eukaryota, Metazoa, Chordata, Mammalia, Rodentia, Heteromyidae. The record is from RefSeq and is a predicted model, not a curated record. Bases 11 to 493 code for a protein of 160 amino acids. Gene Ontology annotation, molecular function: syntaxin binding.